AUGCACCAGGCAAACUGGUUACAGGCACAGAAUGCACCAGGCAAACUGGUUACAGGCACAGAAUGCACCGGGCAAACUAGUGACAGGCACAGAAUGCAUCGGGCAAACUGGUUACAGGCACAGAAUGCAUCGGGCAAACUAGUGACUGGCACAGAAUGCACCGGGCAAACUGGUUACAGGCACAGAAUGCACCGGGCAAACUGGUUACAGGCACAGAAUGCAUCGGGCAAACUGAUUACAGGCACAGAAUGCACCAGGCAAACUGGUUACAGGCACAGAAUGCACCGGGCAAACUGGUUACAGGCACAGAAUGCACCGGGCAAACUGGUUACAGGCACAGAAGGCACCGGGCAAACUGGUUACAGGCACAGAAUGCACCAGGCGAACUGA
Pelobates cultripes (western spadefoot toad) is the source of this 390-nucleotide messenger RNA. The record is from the annotation of a GenBank genome assembly. Lineage: Eukaryota; Metazoa; Chordata; Amphibia; Anura; Pelobatidae.